This is a messenger RNA of Brassica napus (rape), 7363 nucleotides long. RefSeq names its product E3 ubiquitin-protein ligase ATL76-like. The transcript has a single exon. The record is from RefSeq and is a predicted model, not a curated record. Gene Ontology annotation, biological process: protein ubiquitination. Lineage: Eukaryota; Viridiplantae; Streptophyta; Magnoliopsida; Brassicales; Brassicaceae. The coding region runs from base 6440 to 7102 and encodes 220 amino acids. Gene Ontology annotation, molecular function: transferase activity.
UGUUAUGUGAUUAAAGAACAACUCACGUCUUCUUCUUUUCUUCUCGUGGAGCAACAAGUCUUUUUUUUUUGUGCAGAAGAGCAACACGUCUUCUUUCCUUCCUUUUUUUGAAAUUUGUAUGGUUAAAAUAGAAUGAGAAACCAAGGUUUUAUAGUGUUGUUUUAUUAAUAAAAAAUAAGACAUUUAUUUAUCUACUGCGUUUUUUGCAGGAACCGCUAAGUAGUGGGAGCUGGGCGUUUUUGAAAUGCGGAUUUUAUCUUUUGGUCAGUAAAAGUGCUUCGAUAUGUGCACCGCGUUUUUGAGCUUUUUUUUUCUUUUAUUAAUUAUCACUGUUGCAAAAUAGUGUGAUUAGUGACCUGAGUGCGUUUUUCAAAAUCCGCUCUUGAAAACCGUCCCGCAUGUGUCUCCAUUCAUUACCUUAGUCUCUGAUUCUCUCUCCUAUGUUACUAGAAUCUCUAUUUUUUUUUUUUUUUGUAGCUUUGAAGAAAUCAUUUCCCAUGAGCCAUGGCUAACAAAUAAUUGAUGUGAUAGCUACUUUACCGAGGGGAAAGAGAAUCAACAGCUAUGAUAAUUGAAAUUGGAUAUUUACAAAUUCGUUUGUCAUGGUUUGACUAUUAGACUAUCUAUGUUUUCUUAUAGAAGAGUAUAUUAGACUAUCUUACAAACUUUUGUAGGUCUAUUAACUAUUUUACAUACAUGUUUAGUUUCAUAGUUUUUAUUAUAUUAAUUUUAAGUAAAAAGGAACACUUAAUUAAAAAAACAAAUACAAAUAAACCUGAAUGGAUCAAAUAUGAUAUUACUAGGUGGUAUCCAACUCCAGAAAAAAAGUGUCUAAAUAGAUUCCAUUUUGAUAAAAACAUAAAAUAAAUCUGUUGCAACUCUUUUCUAAAGAUAGUUUAAAUACAAGAAAAGUUUUCCCGUGCUUAGGGGUGAUAAUACUAGUUUAUUAUAUAAAUUACUGUCCAAAAUUAGUCAUUUAAGAGUUUUACAAAUUCGAUAUUUAAUAAUUGGUCAACCAUACAAUGUUUACAACACUAACUAUUGUUUAAAAAGGAACAAAUUUAAUGGUCAAGGUUUUGUUCUAUGCCUUCUUUGAAUAAUUAAAAGGUUUUGCAUCUGACCUAUUGAUCAAAACAUGAACAGGAAUGUGGGUUGAGAGUCUUCUUGUAAGUUGUCUCCUUUCCCUUUAAUUCUUCUUCAAUCGUUGUCGACUUCAAUUUUAACAUGUUUUCUUUGUUUUAAGCUGAGAAUCAUUUUCUACGUUUAAAACAGUAAUGAGAACAGUGAUGAUUCCUCUGCAAAAAAAAUAAAAAUAAAAAAACAAAAACAUAAAGAAUGCAAACUGUACAACGAAACAUAAUUAAUUGCUGGAAUUAAGAUAUUUUAUCAGUUAGUCAUUUACUAUACAGCCACCAUCAGAUUGAAAAUUCGUCCAGAAAAGAAAAAGAAAGAGGAUACGAUGUUGUCGAUAUCAAAAUAAAAUUAUGGGAGAGAAGAAAGCAUCAAUUACCUCAUAGAAGAAAUUAAACUGUUUGAAACCAUUUAAUAAACAAAUUUGUUGAAUAACUGAUUUUAAUGGAGGAUGAGGAGGUGGAGAUCGUGGCAAGGAAUACAAAAAUUUUGUUCUUUCUUUUCGUUGGAAAUAUAGAUGACAAAAACUACUUUGUUUCAAAAAAAUUUCUUUUUAACUUUUUUUUGAUAAAUGAAACCUAAAACAUGUGCCAAAAUAGGAUUGGUUGUGUGACUUGUGCUUUAGUAUAUAAGAGAUUACUUUUCAGUUGCACCUCGCUGAGUUCAUCAAACUUCUCUUUGUGCAAGUAUUCUUCUGUUUUUUAGUAAACAUUGUGCAAGUAUUCUUUUGGUCUGCCUAUUCAUAAACAUUAAUAAUGACAAUGUAACAUCCCAGUUUGUGGUAUAUGUUGGAAGGAGUAAGAGAAUUGAUGUGGCUAUCCAUGUCAUCAAAGCGCACUUACAUUUUCCACCAAACAUCCGUUUAUAAUUCUAAGGUUAAACGUAUUUGAGCUAGAGAAGUGGAGACUAUGGGGAAGUGAUUCCUGAUAUCGUGCGAGUGAGGCAAAGCACGAGAACAAAUUAUGUGGUAAUUGCAGGGUCAGUAAACAAUGAUUUCGAACCUUUCAAAAAAUUAACGCACCGUCCGUAAGAUAGGAUGGGCCCGCGGACCGAGUGAGCAGGUGUGGGUGGUCCAUUAGCCGUGGGCGGUCGAGGCAUUACAAGUGGUGUCAAAGCCGAACCCAAACGAAUUUGGAGUCAGCGAGGGCUCACACUAACAUGGUUAACGAUCUUGGGGCGCAACGGGAACAUUGCGUUCUGUGAGAGGGGGUGAAUUGUAACUGGGAUGUUUGUGGUAUAUGUUGAAAGGAUUAAGAGAAUUGAUUUGGAUAGCUAUGUCACAAAAGUGCACUUACUUUUUACAAACAAAUGAUGUAAUGUAUCUUGUAGAGGAAGAGUUUCGACCAAGUAGGGGAAUCCGUCAAGGAGACCCACUCUCACCUUAUCUAUUCAUUUUGUGUAGUGAGGUGGUCUCGGGAUUAUGUAACAGAGCUCAAGAAGAUGGUUCUUUGAAGGACAUUCAAGUUGCUCGGGUCUGCCCUUAUAUUAAUCAUCUACUGUUUGUGGAUGACACUAUGUUCUUCCUUAAAUCCAACAAGGCCAGCCGAGCAGCUUUGAAAAAUAUUAUGAGGCGUUACAAGACAGCUUCCGGACAGUUGAUUAACACCGAGAAAUCUGCAAUAACCUUCUCAAGUAAAACCCUUGCAGAUCUAAAGCAUACUGUUAAAGAUGAUUUGCAGAUCCAAAAGGAGGGUGGCACCGGAAAAUAUUUAGGCCUACCGGAUAAUUUUGGAAGGCGUAAAAGAGACCUCUUUGCGAGUAUAGUGGACAGGAUAAAACAAAAGGCGAGCAGUUGGUCAAACAGACAUUUAUCCUCAGCAGGAAAGUUGGUAAUGUUGAAGAGUGUACUCUCUCUGAUCCCUUCAUUUGCGAUGACUUGCUUCAAGCUCCCCUUACCUUUAAUAAAAAGGAUUCAGUCUGCUGUAACUCGUUUUUAUUUGGAUGUGAGAGAUGGAAAGAAGUAGAUGGCAUGGGUUGCAUGGAGUAGACUGGCUCAGCUAAAAGAAGAAGAUGGCAUGGGUUGGGACUGCGAGAUUUUCAAAGCUUUAAUGAUGCUUUCUUAGGAAAGCUCAGCUAGAGGUUACUCAACAACCCGCAAAGCUUACUGAGCCGAGUUCUCUGCGGAAAAUAUUGUGCAGAGUGGAGUUUAUUUGAAUAUCAAAACAGAUCCUCGGAAUGACAUGGAUGGAAAAGUUAUCUUAAUAGGAAACGACCUGAUCUUGAGAAACUCGGGGUGAUUAGUGGGAGAUGGAACCUCGAUUGAUCUAUGGAAGGACCCUUGGAUCAGUGUGAAGCAGCAGGAAAGGCUGAUGAGGCCACCAACGGAGUUAACCCAAGACCUCAAAGUGGCGUAUCUAUUUAAACCGGACACUACCGAGUGGGAUAUAAAGAAGAUCAGAGAGAUAUGCCCUGCAGCGGAAGACCAAAUCCUAAAGAUUAAAGCAAGUAAGUCUGGGGCUCCAGACAAAUUUUGUUGGUUGGGAACUAGGAGUGGAGACUACUCAACUAAGUCAGGAUACCACGCUGCGUUCGAGGAAUCAAAUGAUGCUGAGAACCUGGAGUUAGAAGGAAACUGGAAUCAAGAGGUUUGGAGCCUGCGUACUGCCCCUAAGGUGAAGAUGCUGAUUUGGAAAGCUUUAAGGGGAGCUCUGCCAGUGGGAACAAGGCUUCAAGAUCAACAUAUCAAAGUAGACUCCCGAUGUAAGCGAUGUGGAGAACCCGAAUCUAUUACUCAUCUAUUUUUUUAAUGCGAGUUUGCAAAAGCUAUGUGGCAAGCAGCUCCCUUUAUGGGUGAAAUUGAUUUUAGAGGAAUAGUAGAUUUGAGGGAGAUGUGGAAUCAGGUGAAGACACGACCAUGCUUACCUCCUACCGGAAUAUCAUCAAAUCAUUUAACGUCUUGGAUCAUGUGGGGUCUAUGGAAAACAAGGAACAAGCUAGUCUUCUCGAAUAUAACUUUGGAUGCAGAGGAGUCCAUGUCUAAAGUCAUCGUAAUGGCCAGAAAAUGGCAAGAAAAGCAAGUGAAACCCAUAAGGGUGCACAGAACUAGCAAACCUCAAACUCUCAACAAUGCAAACAUCGUUCUUAGAUCAGAUGCAGCAUGGAGCGUAACAUCAUCUCGAGCAGGACUCGGCUGGGUCCUAACCCAGAGUGACAAUACGGAGUCUUUCUCGAAGGUAGAAGAAAACAUACCUACACCAUUGAUGGCAGAGGGGAUGGCUUUGCGAGAAGCUCUUCAGUCUUGCUAUGGAAGGGGAAUUAAGAAGCUGAGGGUUGAGUCAGACUCAAAGAUUCUCAUCAACAGUGUCUCGAAGGAAACUCGGUGCCGGAGUUGUACGGAGUCGUCGCAGAUAUUUUACUUGUUUCUAGUUUGCUUGAUUCUCUUUGUUUUAAAUGGAUCGCAAGGGAAGAAAACUUUGCGACAAACUUAUUAGCAAAACAGGUGAUGGGUGUAAGUGAGGAAUUUAUGACCUCCACCUAAUUUUAAUUCAAUGAAGUGUGUUUAAAAAAAAAACAAAAAAAAAGACACUAGUCACACUACAAACUUGGUCUAUUUUGAUUCAAUCUCAAUGCCAAAUACUGUUAUAACUUGGUUUACUUUGUGACUCAACAAAUACUGUUAUAACUUGGUCUAUUUUGUGACUCAACAAAUAUUGUUAUAAGACGUUUACAUUGUUCUCCAGAUAUCAAAGUCAUCAUCCAGAUAAUAAAAACCCCACUCUAAGAACCCUGGGUUAAUCAUGAUCUUAGUGAUUCAAAACCAGCUAAACAGGCUGGAAAGCCACAACCCAUUGUCAACAAAAAAUACUAAUAACUGAUAUAGUUAAGGACCACAUAAUAUAAGUACUAGAUUUGGAGAUCCUGCAGAUUAAAAGAGACCAAGCUGUACCAACGGGUCAUAGAAAAUGUUAUCAAAAUAAAAGCCAAAUCAUAAACAAAUGAUGGCUCUGUGCACACAAAAAAAAUGAUGGUUCAAAUAAGGCUUAAGAUCCUAGGCGUUUCUGAUUGGAUUGGCUGUAACUAAAGUUUUGAAAAGUUCAAUAAAUAAAAUAAGAGACUCCCUAAAAAGUGAGAGUUUAAUACUAAUUGAGGCUGUGCACAUAAAAUAAGGAUUAUUGGUUAAUCAUUGAAUACUGUGAUUUAUAGGUAGCAUAUGUCCAUUACGCAUCUGAGAGCAUCUCCAAUGUACACCUCUAUAAUUUCCUCUAAAAUAGAGAUUUCCAUUAUAGAGGUGAAAUUACUCCAAUGUAUGUUUCUAUAAUAGAAUUCUUUUAUUUUAGAGGAAAAUAUAGAGGAAAGUUACUUUUUGUCUCUAUAUUUAGAGGUGAAAAUGACAUAUCUCUAUAUUUUCUCCUAUAAAUAGAGGAACUCUAUUAUAGAGGCAUACAUUAGAGCAUUUUCACAUUUAUAAUAGAAUUUCUCUAUUUUAGGAGAAAAUAUAGAGAUAGAAAUAGAGGUGGGUUGGAAAUAAUCUGAGAAAUGUCAGAUGGUAUCAUAUCACAUCCGGUAAUAUGCGAGUGUGUGAAAACUGUAACAACAUAUAAAUCCAAAUAAACAAAUCAUAGCAUCUAUAUAUAACUUCGCAUAAGUUUUUUUGGUCAAAUAUAACUUCAUAUAAGUUAAAAGUAUAAUUUAGUAGUAAGUAAUACCCUUAAUAUGCAACAGCAAAUAGUACACAAUUGCAACUUUCUCAACAAUUGAGGUUGUCAAGAGAUAUAUUCCUUAAUUUUUUAUAGAAUAUUACUAAUUGAUAACAACAGAACAGCAAAGAUGUUUAAAAUCUACUACCAUUCAAUUGAAGAGUUUUAACUUUUAAAAGUGCUAAUUCCUAUUGCAACAAGUUUAAUAUUCUUUUCUUAGGAAAAACAAGAGCAUGUAUGUAAAGACAAAAUCACUGAGGAAAAUGCUAGCUUUAGAAGAUAAGGUUUUAAAAUGAAUCCUGUUUAAAGUGAGACAAAAAUAAAUUAUUUCAAUAUUCAAUAUUGGAGAAGUGAUAGUCCCUGCACAAGCUUCUUGUGGUUGUAGAGAUAUGUAGCAACGGCACAAUCAACACUAAUGGAUUCAUGUAGUUGGAUAAACUCUUUCUGGGUCCCAAAUCUCACUUGAAAAGAAGAAGAAAAUACCACUUUCUUAGGAAAAUCUUACUAAUCUACAAUUAUAAAGAAUUCUCAGUCCCCAAUCAGUAAUCAUAUCAAGCAUAUAUAUAAGACAAUUUUGUAUUCCCCUAAACAUUAAGAAGAAACAACUAAACAGAGCCAAGCAAAGCAGAGAGAAUAGACUUUGAUUCCAAGCUUUUUCAAAGAGUAAUAAAAUGUCUGCAAAUGAAUUACCUUCUUCGGCCCAAGCCUUCUAUGAACAAGUCCUUAGUUGUUUUAUCUCUAGAAAGCUGCUUAUGCACAACUCUCAACGAGCCCAUGCGGUCGCACCAACUCCUCCUAUAAGCCAUGAGAACAACGUCAGUGGUGGUGUCUUGGUGCUUCUCUCAGUCCUCAUCUGUGGAAUCAUCUUCUGCCUCGGGUUACAUUACCUCAUUUGUUUGGCAUUCAGACGCUAUUCAAGCUUCAUGAUCUCUGAGCCUGUCCCCAGUCUUUCAACACAACGUGAUUCAUCACACAAAGGAAUCAAGAAGAAAGCUCUUAGGAUGUUCCCAGUCGUGAGUUACUCACAUGAGCUGAACCUCUCUGGGAUUGGUGAAGAGUGCGUCAUCUGCUUGUCGGAUUUUGUUUCCGGUGAAAUGCUCAGGCUGCUACCUAAGUGCAACCACGGGUUCCAUGUUUGUUGCAUUGACAAGUGGCUUCAACAACACUUGACUUGUCCAAAAUGCAGACACUCUUUGGUUGACACAUGCCAGAAGAUCUUAGGUGACUUCAGUCAAGCCGAUCACGUGACAGCAGGACCAACAGAGAACGUUAUUGUCAGAAUAGCUACUCUGGAACCUGAAGGCAGAGUAAACACUUUUAGAGAAAGCAGCUAAGUGUUCAGAAACCAUCAUUAAUCCAGAAUAUAUGCUCAAGCUAGAUAGGAGAUUUUAGAUCUGAGCAUAAUUCAUGUCUAUAUGAUUCCAAAAAAAUACACUUAGAUAUAUUUUUCUGUAGCACAAAGUAUAUAUAGCGAGAACAUAUCUCACUUUUCAGUACUAUCUCAUUGAGUUCACCAAACUUCUCUUUGCAGAUUAAUUUCUUUACAGUGGAGUGUAAAUGAUGUAAUCUUAUUCAAAGACAUUAAAAUUCAUCUA